Carassius auratus (goldfish) is the source of this 5260-nucleotide messenger RNA. RefSeq names its product SMC5-SMC6 complex localization factor protein 2-like. The coding region runs from base 377 to 4720 and encodes 1447 amino acids. Lineage: Eukaryota; Metazoa; Chordata; Actinopteri; Cypriniformes; Cyprinidae. The record is from RefSeq and is a predicted model, not a curated record. The transcript is spliced from 22 exons.
UUGUGACGUCGGUAAAGUCUCGUGCUUUAAGAGCAUCAUAUUACUGUCAGCGUCUUCCGAUAGACGGUCGCCUUUCUGUGUAGUUAAUAUAUUGUUUACGGAAGGAUUUGCCAUAAAACAUCAGGCACUUAACUGCCUAGUUCGAUGACUUGAACUGUUGCCAACUUGCCAGUAGUUUCGUUUCUCGGGACUAGCCCACUUCGUUUCCCGCCCAUACACAUUUCAAUUACAAAUAGUGAAAGUCAUAAGAUUAUACAAAUGAGAGGGAUGCGCUGAACACACACGUCCACCUGAUAGGAAACUGAAAGCAUGUAACUUUAGCACAGGUCACUCAGAAGACUUUUAAAGACACCUAUCUGUGUUUCUUCCGUAUAAAAUGUCAAGUCUCAAGCAGCACUUCACCUCUAUGGUGCAAGAAUUAAUUCCGCUUGGUGCUCCGCGACGUGACAGUGUAGCUGCCACACCACAUCCUGUGUCAUGUAGUCCACGUAUUGAACCUUCUGAGAAGACUCCAAAACUCUUGAAACCGCUGCCUAAUUGCAUCCAGCCCACCAAAAACCGUGAGCUGGAGCAGAGGAACAAGACCACUUCAGCUGCACUCAAAGCCUCCAACAAGAGACCAGAACGGGACCGUAUUCUCAGUAGCAAAGUUAUGAGAAAACUACAACCGAAUAAUGGCAACAUUUACUCUAGACAGAAGAAUGGCUCUGUCAAUCACACAGUUAAAAAGGACAUCCUACAGAGGAGCAGUUCUUACAACAAAGACAAAGAACUUUCUUAUGCACUCAGUAAGGAGCUCAAUGAAAACUUAAGGCGUGGAGGAGGCUCGUUUCAGCCAGAUGCUAUGAAAGUCCAGAGACAUUCUCUUCCUUAUACAUCUCACUCCAGGCAUAACCCUGAGAGUAGUAGUUCCUGCUUAUUCCAGCAGAGACCUAAAGCAUCAGUUAAGACAGGGGAGCGGAUCACCCACCAUCCUGAUCAGAAAAAAGAAAGACUGGAGAAUAGAGACCACAAAACCUCCUAUUGUAGUAACAUGUCCAUAAAGAAGAAAUCAAGCAACCCUCACCACAAAAAUAAUCCAGCAGAGGACAGGAUGUCCCUGUCUGGAAAGAGAAAAAAGGAGGGUAGUACGGAAAAUGAGAAGGAAAUGAAACGCCCAUGUGUUGAUUUCCAACCCUCUACCAGCUCUGCCAAAUGUGCUUUCAUGAAGGGCAGCAAUGAGUUUGUGAUAACCAUAAAGGAGAAAUCCCAUAAAAUGCUUCCUGCUGCACCAAACAGCAACAACAAACCCAGACUUCUGCCUUACCUCCCCAGUCAGCUGUUUAAACCAUGUAAGGACUCAAGCACAGCAAGCGACAAACCUAACUCAUUUAAACUCACUAAAUCUCCCACGGUUGCAGAGAAAAAAGACGUUAUGGUGACACAUGCCAACAAAAAUCCCAAAGCUCCACCCAGCCAACCGCAUUCACGCAAAGUCUCUCCGAAGUCAAGCACAACGUUCGACAGCAUCGAGACGCAACUCUUUGCACCAGACUGUUGCUUACCAUCGCCCAAAACUCAUAAUAAAAAAACUAAUGCUGAGAGAGAAACUUGGACACAAACAAGCCUCUCUUCCAACCAUAAGGAGAGUGUUAAAAUUGUCUCGUCCCCCCAUCAUCUCGAUCUAAGGUCACCCUGCAUUGCAAAACAAGCCGGUUCAUGUAAGAUGGAAACGGAUGUAAGAAUACAGUUGAAAGUGGAGCAGUCACGCAGCCCCAAGGCUGUCAUGUCUGUCCCAGCAGUGUCGGUGAAUGUAGAAGGAUCAAGAGAACAGAAGUGCUGCCCCAAGUGGAAAGAUCCCUUAGAUAUUGAGUUGGGAGACGACUCUGGCGAUGAGCUGAGAGAGCACUGCAAUAUCAGUAUGAGCAGCAGCAGCAGUGGUCUUGAAGAUGAGCCGCUGCCAUCUCUGGAGAAGCUGAUGAGUCGGAGAGACCAUGUGCCUGUUACUCCCGAAAAAGAUGCUUUUUCAGAGCCCAACACACCUGUCUCAAAAGCAGCUUCAGAGGCAGUCAAAACCAAAGCCGUUAGUUAUCGAAAUACACUGGAGCAGAUGCUGCAAGAGAAGGAACAAUAUCAGAGGUCAAAAGAGUUGGAGAGACAAUUACUUGAGUCAUGUGAAGAUGAUCUGCUGAAUAUAGAUGAGAUUGAGAACAGUGAAAGUAAAGAGGAAGACAUCUCACUUGAGCAAAGGAAAUUUUUGCAAAGGUUUUCGGUUGCCUCAUGUGCCAUCAGGGAUAUCCACCCAGGAGAGGAAAUAUUCCUGCCUGCUAGGUUUGGUCGACUCUUCAACCACCGGACUCUGGACCUGAGGAAGAUUACUAUGACGCCGCAUAACAAAUCACAACAAAUUAUCUUUAAGGCCCGUACUGAGCAUGUGCUGUCUCUGAUCAGUGCUGGCUUGUUGAGGAAAGCCUACUUUUCUUUCCCUUGUCAGCCUGAGGUUACACGCUGGCUUUUCCAGAUGAUGUCAGUUUACCCAAACCCAAUUAUUUCCUCACACAUCAUGCAGUCCUUGCAAACCAUUGCUCUGUCUGCUGCUCAACACAUAGUUGAACACCAGAGCCAAAGUUUUAAAGUGUGGGUACCCUCUGUACGUGACAUCACCCUGGUUUUCCUGAACAUGGGGGCAUCAUUCAUCAGUCUGUUCCCUCUUGAGGCUCUGCAACCCCCUUUUACUGAAGGAGACCUUUUAGAGAGCUUUCAGUUGGAAGAAACCAGCCAAGACCGAGUGAUAUCUGACAUGAAAGACAAUGGCACUUUACUGACACAUAAUUUGGAGAGUGUUCUCAACUACCUCUCCCUGUGUACUACAUUGUGUCCGAGAGCAUACACUGAUGAGGAGCUGGUCUUGCUUCUCACAAUGGUGUGUAGAAUUGGACUGGAGACUCAUUUUCAGCUGCUGCCAACUGGACACUUUAGCAUCCUGCUCCAGAAUCUGCUUAAAAAUAUCACACGCUGGGACGAACAGAUAUCUAAAGCUUGUCAGACCCUGACUGAUUUGUCAGAAGAUCAUCACAAUCUCAGGAGACUUGUUUAUCUUCUUCCAGAUAGCAGUCGUGGAAAGCAAUUAAAACGACACCUGAGUGUAUCUAUCAUCUCAAAGCUCUUGAAUCACACCUGCACUUAUAAACCAUCAGGGACAGAGUUUAAGCUGUCUGAGCUGAAACCUUACCUACCUCAAAUGCGUCCCUCGUCCCUACUGAAAGUCCUCAGGUCUGCAAAGAGUGCAGAAGAUUGUGAUACCAAUCUAGACCAACAAGCAUAUUACCUCUGCUACAGCCUUUUGACUUUGACAAAUGAAGCCUCCAAUUUUGAGUUUUUACCCUCAGCUCAGAGAGACGAUCUGCAGAGUCUUUCUUCUCAGCUGGAGAAGCACAUUAAGUGUGACAUAAGGGAGAGUGAGAAAAUGCUGUAUAGGAGCAAGGUGAAAGAUUUUGUGGCAAGGAUAUACACCAAGUGGCAGGUGCUUCUAACACGAUCAAGACCUCAGGAGGGAAAGCUGUAUGAUUACUGGAAGCCCCCACCAGAGGAUGAGGUGUCCAGCUGUCCUCAAGACAAGUCAUGCAUCAAAUCACAAGAUAAUUCAGAGAGUGCAGAAGAAACUCUGACAGAAGAGUGGAGCGUUGCAGACUCAGAUGAAGAUGCUGAGAGCAAAGAGGAAGAUUGUGAGGAACCUCAGCUUCUGGAGAGUGAGGUGAAGAUUGAACGGAAUGAUGAAGAUUGUGUGGAAGACACCAGAGAUGUAGAGGAGGAAAAGGAUGAGCCAAAGCAACAGAUGAUGGAACUUGAGGACGAUAGAAAGUUUGAACUAAUAUCUGAUGAAGAGCUUUCUGAAACUCAUGAAGACUCAGAUUGUGAGGAACCUCAGCCUCUGGAGAGUGAGGUGAAGAUUGAACAGGGUGAUGAAGAUUGUGUGGAAGACAUCAGUGAUGUGGAGAAUAAAAAGGAUGAGCCAAAGCAACAGAUGAUGGAACUUGUGGACGAUAGAAAGUUUGAACCAAUAUCUGAUGAAGAGCUGUCUGAAACUCAUGAAGACUCAGAGUGUGAGGAGCCUCAGCCUCUGGUGAGUGAGGAGAAGACCAAACAGAGUGAUGAAGAUUGUGUGGAAGACAUCAGUGAUGUAGAGGAAGAAAAGGAUGAGCCAAAGCAACAGAUGAUGGAACUAGAGGACGAUAGAAAGUUUGAACCAAUAUCUGAUGAAGAGCUGUCUGAAACUCAUGAAGACUCAGAGUAUGAGGAACCUCAGUCUCUGGAGAGUGAAGAGAAGAUGAGACGAGAUGAUGAAGAUUGUGUGGAAGACAUCGGUGAUGUAGACGAGGAAACAUUCAAGCCAAAGCAACAGAUGAUGGAAAUAGACGACGAUAGAAAGUUUGAACCAAUAUCUGAUGAAGAGCUGUCUGAAACUCAUGAAGACUCGGAGUGUGAGGAACCUCAGUCUCUGGAGAGUGAAGAGAAGAUCGAACAGGGUGAUGAAGAUUGUGUGGAAGACAUCAGUGAUGUAGAGGAGGAAAAGGAUGAGCCAAAGCAACCGAUGAUGGAACUAAAAGAUGAUAGAAAGUUUGAACCAAUAUCUGAUGAAGAGCUGUCUGAAACUCAUGAAGACUCAGAGUAUGAGGAUGACGAAGAUGAUCUCAUGAACAGAGAAGAAGAGCUUCUAAAAGAUGAAGAGCCUCAUGAGUAAAUCAUAAAGUACAUACCUGUAUAAGAAAUCAUUGAGGGGUUAGUGAUGCUAGAGAACUUGUUAGAGAAAAACAAAGAGCUGUUGGAGAUGAAAGAGGAAAAAUAAGGAAGGAAGGAGGAGAGGGAUGGGUUUGGAGGCGUCUGAGAAAAAACAGAACUAUUCUCAGGUCAUUUUGAGAGAAUUUUACACUGCACCUUUGCCACCAUCCAUGCAUAAAUACUAUGUGUUUUUUUUUGCAUUCCUUAAUUGUUAUAGAAUCGUUCAGUAACACACAUCAUGCAUGUAGUUGUUUACAUCUUGUUUAUAAUAUAUUUUGUAUGUUUUGUGCAUUUACCGGUUGUUUUUUUUUUACAAGAUUCUUCUUUUUUAGGAUAUAGGGUGUCUUAUUUAAUGUUUGGCCUCUGUGUCUCUGAAAAGGAGACCAUGAGAACAUAUUUUUAUACCCAUAUAUUUCAUAAGUUAUUACUUGUAUUAUCUGGUUAGUGUGCAUACUGAUAGUUUACAGGAUCUACUCUUUAUGGUGCUGUCUAAUCUAUUCAA